Molecule: messenger RNA, 243 nt
Organism: Penicillium manginii
Lineage: Eukaryota; Fungi; Ascomycota; Eurotiomycetes; Eurotiales; Aspergillaceae
Exons: 1
Coding region: 1-243 (80 amino acids)
Source: RefSeq, a predicted model, not a curated record
AUGCCUAGUACAUCUCAAUCGCAACGCAUUUUUGCCCUUGCACUGUCAACAAAUGGUGUUAGCACCUGCGAAAUUGCCGAUAUGCCAGGCAUACAUGUCAGAACUGUAUGGUUUAUUAUUCAGCGUGCAAUUGAACGUGGUUAUAAUCUACAGCAAUGUCCUAUUCAAAUCGAGGAUCGUUUUGUCGCAGAUGCUCCACGUAAUGGCCGUCCUCGUAAAUCUACAGAGGCCACGCAGGAAUGA